AUGUCCCCAUCAACCCCGAAGCUAUUCACUCCGCUGACGCUUGGCGGCAAGAAGAACCCCGUGCAGUUGCAGCACCGCGUGGUCAUGGCGCCGCUCACUCGCCUGCGCACGGGGGAGGAGGGUGUGCCCAAGGAUCUCGUGGCCGAAUACUACGCGCAGCGCAGCACCCCCGGCGGCCUGAUCAUCGCAGAAGCCACCAACAUCAGCCCCACCGCGCGCGGCUACUUCGGCGCUCCGGGAUUGUUCACUGCUGAGCAGGUCGAGGGCUGGAAGAAGGUGACGCGCGCGGUGCACGCCAAAGGCGGCAAGAUCUUCGUGCAGCUCUGGCACACGGGGCGCGUGGGUCACCCGUUGAACCAGCCGAACGAAGAGCUUCCCGUGUCGUCGUCUGCUGUCGGACUGGGCGACAUCAAGACGUCGGCCGUCACGCGAGAGGGGAGACGCAAGUACGUCACGCCCCGCGCGCUGGAGACCCACGAGAUCCCGGGCGUCGUCGCCGACUACAAGCGCGCAGCCGAGAAUGCGAUUGCCGCGGGAUUUGACGGCGUCGAGCUGCACGGUGCAAACGGGUACCUGCUGGAGCAGUUCCUGUGUGACGGCGUGAACAAGCGCACCGACAGAUACGGCGGCAGCAUUGAGAACCGGGCCAGGUUGAUGCUCGAGGCGCUGGACGCCGUGCUGUCGAGUCUGGACUCGAGCCAGGUGGCCAUCCGCUUGUCGCCGUUUGGCGUCACCUUUGGCUGCACGGACUCGACGCCCGAGGAGACGUACGGCUACGUCCUGGAGAAGCUCAGCGGGCGGGACUUGGCCUACGUGCACAUCGUGGAGCCUCGCGGUUUCCACUUUAGAGGGCCGCGCGUGCCCAAGGACGGCACAACGCCGUUCUGCCGCCCGCGCUACAACGGCGUGCUCAUGACGUCGUCUGGAUUCGACCGCGCGGAGAGCAUUAAGGUGACGGAGAGCGGCGCCGCAGACUGCGUGGCAUACGGCCGGCCCUUCAUCUCCAACCCGGACUUUGUGCGCCGUCUUGAAGUCGGCGCGCCGUGGAACCCCUGGGACCGCAAAACGUUCUACAUGCCUGCGAGCGGACCGCUCUCGCUCGGAUACACAGACUACCCGACGCUGGAGAACAAGUCCUCGCUGUAG
Molecule: messenger RNA, 1146 nt
Organism: Phytophthora sojae
Lineage: Eukaryota; Oomycota; Peronosporomycetes; Peronosporales; Peronosporaceae
Exons: 1
Coding region: 1-1146 (381 amino acids)
Molecular function (GO): oxidoreductase activity; FMN binding
Source: RefSeq, a predicted model, not a curated record